Molecule: messenger RNA, 2946 nt
Organism: Malaya genurostris
Lineage: Eukaryota; Metazoa; Arthropoda; Insecta; Diptera; Culicidae
Product: probable 2-oxoglutarate dehydrogenase E1 component DHKTD1 homolog, mitochondrial
Exons: 5
Coding region: 173-2890 (905 amino acids)
Biological process (GO): tricarboxylic acid cycle
Molecular function (GO): thiamine pyrophosphate binding; oxoglutarate dehydrogenase (succinyl-transferring) activity
Source: RefSeq, a predicted model, not a curated record
ACUGUACUAGUCGAUCACAUCGCCGCACUGCGAAAGCAGAUAGGCGAGAAAAAUAGAAUCAUAACAUCCACGUUGUUCCUUUUGCUACUUGAGCACCGGGAAGGUCGAAUUUAAAAGAAAGUGGUACAUUGAAAUACAACUAUCUUGAGCAUAUUUGUUGCGGAACGGAGCCAUGUAUAGACUAAUCAGCAGGAAGUAUCACAGCACUGCAGGUGUCUUUGGAUUCAUGCCAAAACCACGAAUAAAAUUCCAGCUGGACAAUCGAACUAUUGAUGCUCGAGUUAAAAAUAGCAAUUUGUUUCGUUGGGUAGAGGCUUACCGAAACCAUGGCCACCGGAUGGCAUCCAUCGAUCCGGUCUGUUUCCGGCAACCGACAGAAAACAGUAUAGCCGAACUAGACCGCGGACGUUACGGUUUAUCUGGAAACGAACAAGUCGAUCAGUUCGGUAUUGUUAAUUCGAACGUAUCCUCCGCAAUUACUACAAACCAAUUAGAAGAUUUGCUGAAACAAAUUUAUUGCGGAUCAUCCAGCAUUGAGUUGUCGUUCAUAGAAAAUGAGCAAGAACGCGAAUGGUUGAUAGAAAACUAUGAACGAGUAUUUCACUCGGCGUUGACAGCUGAUGACAAACGUGAAAUCGCUGAACUACUUUUGAAAUCGCAAAUUUUCGAUAACUUCCUGGCGUCCAAGUUUCCCACGGUCAAACGUUAUGGUGGUGAAGGAGCGGAAUCCAUAAUGGCCUUCUAUCGACAAUUGUUCAUCAGUGCGGCCGAUGCAGAUCUGAAAAACAUCGUCGUAGGUAUGCCACACCGGGGGAAAUUGAACGUCCUGACGACACUGUUCGACACUCGUCCUGCUAAAAUAUUUCGAAAAUUUAAAGGACUUCCUGAAUUUCCACCAGAUGUGAAGGCAAUGUGCGAUAUUGCCAGUCACUUUCAUGUAGCAACGAAUCUGCAGAUUCGUGAUAAAACAAUACACCUCAACAUGCUUCACAAUCCAUCGCACUUGGAAGCUGUAAAUCCAGUAUCCAUGGGCAAAACACGUGCGAAGCAGCUUACGCAACGAGACGGUCCUUACGACGAUCGUAGCCCACCAGCAUCCUCCAAGAUACUGAACGUUCAACUGCAUGGGGAUGCUGCCUUCACUGGUCAAGGUAUUAACCAGGAAUGUUUGAUGAUGGCUGCUGUGCCAAACUUUGAUGUGGGUGGUUCCAUCCAUAUGAUUGUAAAUAACCAAGUAGGAUUCACAACACCAGGUGAUCGUGGACGAGGCACACGUUACGCCUCAGAUUUAGCUAAAAGUAUUAUGGCACCCGUACUUCAUGUUAACGGAGAUGAUCCAGAAGCUGUGUCGAAAGUUACCCAGUUAGCUUUUGACUAUCAGCAAAAGUUUAGUAAAGAUAUUUUCAUCGAUUUGAACUGCUUUCGAAGGUGGGGUCAUAACGAGUUGGAUGAUCCAACGUUCACGAAUCCAUUACUAUACAAUGUAAUCCACAACAGAAGCUCAGUGCCCGACCUGUACGUUCGUAAAUUGCUCGAUGCAGAAGAAUUGACUCAGAGUGAUGUUGACAGCACAAUCAAACGGCACACAGAAUAUCUUAACGCAGAAUUACAAAGUGUGAAUGAGUUUCAACCAGAAAAAAGUUAUUUUGAGCAGCAGUGGAAUGGAAUACAGCAAGCAAGUAACGACAUCACCACUUGGGAUACAGGUGUCGCCUAUAGUUUGCUAAGGAUGAUAGGUACAACAAGCGUGUCAUAUCCGGCGGAAUUCACUUUACAUCCUCACCUCAGAAAACACCACGUGGAUGCAAGAUUGAAGAAAAUUUCGGAAGGAAUGCGUAUAGAUUGGGCUACCGCAGAAGCCAUGGCCAUCGGAAGUUUAAUGUAUCAGGGGUUCAACGUGCGCAUCAGUGGUGAAGAUGUCGGAAGAGGUACAUUCUCACAGCGUCAUGCGAUGUUUGUGGACCAAAACACGAACGAAAUUUUUAUUCCGUUGAACGAAUUGGAAGGCGGAUCAGGAGGUAAACUUGAAUUGGCGAAUAGCAUACUGUCUGAAGAAGCAGUACUUGGGUUCGAGUACGGAAUGGCUAUCGAUAAUCCGAAUAAUUUAAUCAUAUGGGAAUCUCAAUUCGGAGAUUUUUUCAACGGAGCUCAAAUUAUAAUUGAUACAUUUUUAGUGAGUGGCGAAACAAAAUGGAUGAUUUGUAACGGAUUGGUCGUGCUACUACCGCAUGGUUUUGACGGUGCUGCUUCCGAACACAGUUCUUGUCGCAUGGAACGCUUUCUUCAGAUGACUGAUUCUAAGGAAUGUAUCCCGGAUGGCGAUGAUGUUAACAUUCAAAUCAUCAAUCCGUCAACGCCAGCUCAGUAUUUUCAUGCACUGCGUCGUCAAAUGAUACGGAAUUUUCGCAAACCUUUGGUAGUUGUAGCACCAAAAACGUUGCUUCGUCUAUCAGAGUGUGUCUCUACCCAUGCUGAUAUGGCCCCCGGGACAUUUUUCCAGCCUGUUAUUGGGGAUCAUCUAAUAACGGAUCCCAAAAAGGUCAAGCGUGUUAUCCUAUGCAGCGGAAAACAUUACUACAAUUUAAACAACGAACGUUUGGAAACCAAAAACAGUGACGUAGCAAUAGUACGAGUAGAGUCACUGUGUCCCUUCCCCGUGCAGAAUAUCCUCGAUGAGUUGCAGAAAUACACUAAUGCCCGGGAGUUCAUCUGGAGUCAAGAAGAACAUCGUAAUAUGGGUGCGUGGAGCUUUAUCCAUCCAAGGUUUGAAAACAUGUGCGGGAGAAGGAUCCACUACAGAGGACGCUAUGAAGGAGCCACAAUUGCGGUUGGAGUAAGCUCAUGGCACGCAAAAGAAGCAGAACAAGUAAUUAAAUCGGCGUUCCAGUAAAAAGACAAUUUUCAAAUUUCAUACAUCUUCAAUAAAAACCUCAGAUAUCAAAAUUA